Phyllotreta striolata is the source of this 1668-nucleotide messenger RNA. NCBI's taxonomy places the organism in Eukaryota, Metazoa, Arthropoda, Insecta, Coleoptera, Chrysomelidae. The record is from the annotation of a GenBank genome assembly.
UAGAACGUUUGUGGUUCUCUGUGGUACCGAUAAAUUCCGAAAAUGGACGCUAUUUAUUUACCCACGGUGGUACCGUUACCAAUACCCGAAGAAGAGCUUGUUGAUUUAGUCAAAAAAGGCAAAGAUUGGGCGAUAAUGCACGGAGCUUCGAUGAGAUCCAAGACGAAGUUCUCCGAAGACAACAUAAAUUUCGCGCCUUUCGUUCUCCUGCCAUCGACGAUGACCCAGAGGAAUUACCGGCGCGCCUUGGAAUUGCAAACCAUCUUCCAGGAGCUGGUCCACAAAGUGGCCUACGACCACGAGUUCCUCGAGCACUGCCUGAGCAACACCGUCAAAGUCGACGAUUUCACCGGCAGAUUGUGGAGCAUCUACGAAAUGGUGCACAAGGAAGGCGUCGCCCAACCAAUCGCCUUGGGUUUGCUGAGGUGCGAUUAUAUGUUGGAAACUUGCGAUAAAGAACGAAAAAAUAAACGAAGAAAUUCGAAUACAUACCCCACCUGCGAAUGGAAACUCGUGGAAGUUAAUACAAUUGCAGCUGGUUUCGGUUGGUUAGGACCAGCUUCUAGGCUCAUACAAAAAUACAUAAUGGAAGAAAUGAACCUCCACGAUAAAAUACCAAGGCUUCCCGAAAACAACGCUCUAGCCGGACUCUGCCAAGGCAUGCUGGACGCUUGGAAAUUAUACGGCAAUCCCAAAGGUUGCAUACUGAUUGUGAUCGAGGACGUUUCCUACAACAUAUGCGACCAAAGGUUCCACCAAUUCCAACUCAGAGAGAUGAAUCCGAACGUCAAGGUACUCAGAAAAACGCUCACUCAAAUCGGCAACGAGGCCGUCUUAAACCCCAAAAAGGAACUGACCAUAAACGGCGACGUUGUCAGCGUGGUGUACUUCAGAAGCGGCUACGAACCGGUCCAAUACCACGGCCAGAACGAAUGGGACGCCCGAUUACUAAUAGAAAGGUCCAAAGCCAUCAAAUGCCCCAACAUCAACUACCACCUGGCCGGCUGCAAGAAAGUCCAACAGGAAUUGGCCAAGGAAGGCGUCAUCGAAAACUACAUCACCGACGAAGAACAGGCCAAAUUGAUCCGGGACGCCUACGUGGGCAUCUACGGACUGGACUUGGACGAAGAGGGCGAUCGGGCGGUCGAGCUGGCAUUGAAACAACCCGAAAAGUAUGUUCUUAAGCCGCAAAGAGAAGGUGGAGGGAACAACAUUUACGGCACUGAAAUCAAGAGUGCGCUGUUGGAAAUGAAAGACAGCCAGGAGAGGACGGCGUGGAUAUUAAUGGAGAGGAUAUUCCCGCCGAUUAGUAAGGGUUAUAUGGUUAGACCGGACCAGCCGGUGCCGCCUGCCAUAAUGGAGAUGGUCUCGGAGUUCGGGAUAUUCGGAGUCAUCAUAGGGGAUUCGGAAAGGAUAAUGAAUAACGAGCAAGUGGGGCAUAUGCUGAGGACGAAAGUAGCGACGGCGAAUGAAGGAGGCGUCGCGGCGGGCCUGGGAGCUUUGGAUAGUCCUUAUUUGAUAGAUUAAUUGAAACAAUUAAUGCGAAAAAUAAUAAUAAAAUGUCGUGUAAUCUAUAAGCUUUAAAAUUAUUUUUUUGCUUUAAAAACUACGUUUAUUACUAAUUUAUUAUAUCUAAUAUAUAUUAUAAAUAAAAUGUACUAUUUUACC